Molecule: messenger RNA, 168 nt
Organism: Cavenderia fasciculata
Lineage: Eukaryota; Evosea; Eumycetozoa; Acytosteliales; Cavenderiaceae
Exons: 4
Coding region: 1-168 (55 amino acids)
Source: RefSeq, a predicted model, not a curated record
AUGUUAAUAACACCAAUAAAGGAACAAGAGAGGAGGAGUAGAGUAUAUGGAAUGUUAAAUGAUGUUGAUGAUGAUGAUGGUGUAAGCCAGCCAUCCAAAGUCAGACCACCAGUCGACAUAUUACAUAUCCGUCAUGAUGCUGUGAUUGUCGCAAAAUGGUUUGGUUGA